Molecule: messenger RNA, 2780 nt
Organism: Xenopus tropicalis (tropical clawed frog)
Lineage: Eukaryota; Metazoa; Chordata; Amphibia; Anura; Pipidae
Gene: lrrc38
Product: leucine rich repeat containing 38
Exons: 2
Coding region: 194-1057 (287 amino acids)
Biological process (GO): potassium ion transport; monoatomic cation transmembrane transport
Cellular component (GO): plasma membrane
Source: RefSeq, a predicted model, not a curated record
CUGGUACAGAACCUUGCUGCUGCUCAACUCAUUCCCCUCCCCCUAGUAGGCUGCUAUCUGAUCUAUGAUGAUAUGCGAUCUCUUGGAUACUACCUCUCACACACACACAUAUAUACACACAUGUCAGACGUUGCUGCUCAGCUGAGCACAAUGCCUCUAUCUUAGCACUGCUCCGUGCUACCAAUCCUUUACAAUGUUGCCAUGUUUUCCUAUUUUGAUCUCACCAUUGUUUUGCUUUUGCUGCCUGCUCAUGUUGCCUUUGGGGCUCCUUUGCCCUUCUGCUUGUGUUUGUAUGGAUUACCAUACUAUAGACUGCAGGGACCAAGGACUCCCAAGCCUGCCUAGCUCAUUUCCAUUGGACGUGCGGAAACUUCUUGCAGCCAACAACCACAUUCAGACUAUACCAGCAGACCUCCUUUUAUUUUAUGGAGAUCUUAUAUAUUUGGACCUCAAAAACAACUCAUUAACCUCAUUAGAAGAAGGCACCUUCAGCAGUUCUUCCAGACUGUUGUUUUUAGAUCUAAGCUAUAACAACCUGACACAGCUGGACGCUGGGACUUUUAAAUCGGCAGAAAAGCUCAUCAAGUUAUAUUUAGGGAAUAAUAACCUGUCAGAAGUGCAUGAAGCUGCCUUUGAAAGUCUGAGCUCCCUCCAGGUAUUGGAAUUGCAUAACAAUAAUUUGCAAAGUUUGAGUGUAACAGCCCUGGAAGCACUAACAUCCCUUCGUACGAUCCGUUUGGAUGGUAACCCUUGGAUAUGUGAUUGUGACUUUGCCAAUCUCUUUUUUUGGAUUGAUGAAAAUGCACAAAAAUUACAAAAAGGUGUGGAAGAAAUCCAGUGCAUAUUAGAAGAUCGAAAAAUUUUCCUGCAUGAGCUAUCAGACAUCAGUUUCAGGGAAUGCAAAUACAGGUUGUCAACCAUAGACUUUUUAAUUAUCUUUUUAUCUGGAGUGGCUGUUUCGAUUGCUGCCAUUUUCUCAAGUUUUUUUUUGGCUACGACGGUCCACUGCUUCCAAAGAUGUGCUCCAAGCAAAGAAGAUGAGGAUGAAGAUGAGUAAUAAGAAAUGCAUUUCUGGAUUUUUUUGUUGUUUUUAACCAAAUGGAUAGACCAAAUUAUAUGACACUUACGUAUUCCAAGCUGUAAAUUAUAGAAAAUGAAACACUAGAGAACAUCAAGAGGAAUCAAGUUAAUUAUUACUUGACAAAGAGACCCUUAAAGCCAAGAAACAUUAUGGUCAUUAUUUAUAAAUGACAAGGGGUGCUGUCUAGUUAGUAUAAAUGUCCUCUUGAAAGAUAAAUGAAUUGCCCAUCUUAGUAGUUAUUAGUUAUUUUCAUACUCUAUCUAUCAUCUAUCUAUCUAUCUAUCAUCUAUCUAUCUAUCUAUCUAUCUAUCUAUCUAUCUAUCUCUAUCUAUUUUGAAUUCCUUUGUCUUCUAUACUAAUGUUUACAUUCAACAAAUUAGGUUAUUCUUAUGUAGUCUGUAAUAUUGCCUUUGCAUUUAUUUCUCUAUUGAAUGCAUAUGAUCCAGUAUAUUACACAGAGGCUGUGGUGGCCAUACAUGGGCCAAUUAAAGCUGGCUUGGUCUGUCAGCAGCUUGUAGACCUGUGUAUGUGGCCUUCGACGGGCCUACCCAACCUAUAUCUGGCAAAAAAUCCCCUAGAUGUUGAUCAGGCAGGUUGAAAAAUCUGGUCGGGGCAACAAGCACAAUGGCUUGAUUAUGAGGUCUCUGACUGCCUACAUGCUGUCAAUGUAAUCCAAUAUCAGCCACCUCAAGGUGGACACAUUGGGGAGAGAUCUGCUUGUUUGGUAACCUUGCCAAAUAAAAGGCUUUUUAGUGCAUGACCACAUUUACAGUAUACCACUAGGUUUCAUGAUUUGUGUAGCAUUUUGAUUUAGUGAGUUGGCUUAAUAUAGAUCAGUCAUGAGUCUAAGGCCAACGACAUACAUAAUGUUUCUCCACCAGCGAAUUUCAUUUAGCUGAAUGGAAACUGCCUUUUGGCUUUUUUUCUUGCAUAAUACAUUAUUCUAGUGGUGACACACUGAGCAGCCCAUACAAUACAUUUAUCUCAUUACUUUGGUAAGACCUUAAAAUCCGAAGCACUGGUCUCAUAAAUGAAUGGGUUAUGCUUUCAAACUCAAACCUUACAAUGCAUUCAUAAAACAAUUAUAAGAAACGGGUAAAGGAUUUUUUUCCUAAAUCUAUUAGAGCAACCAUAAAGAAGCAAAAGAUCUUCUUCCUGUACUGAAUUUUAAUCUAUACUGUCAGUCUACAAGAUCUUCAAAUACCAUUUACGAGGAAAAUGAAAAAAGGCAACCCUAUUGCAGACUUGUAUUUUAAGCUAUGACUUCGUUACAAUAGCAAUCAAGCCUUAUUAAUUAAAAAUACAACCCAUGGGAGAAAAGCUAAAUGAAGUGUACAAUCUGCUAAGUCACCAAGAGAAUAAUGUACUGGUCCCAGAGGAACAAAUCCAGAGUUCUUACAUUCCAAAAUAUAAAUAUAUUUAUAUAUAUCGUAUUUCUAUAUAUUCCAUAAUAAAUUUUUACAGCAUAUUACAAUAAAUUUUAACAAUCAUGAAGAGAUUUCAGACAGACAUAUUUUACAUAAUUCUUUAGACUGACAGGAAACAAUCGCAGUCUGCCUUUGAAUCAAGGGACCAUUUAACUUCUUAGGCUGGAAGAGUCAUUCAACCCCGCCCUCACAUUUGUUCCAUGUUAAAGGAGAAGGAAAGGCUAAUAAAGAGUUAAUCUCAAGCUGCAGGCAUACCUUCAGUUCUCUCAAUA